Molecule: messenger RNA, 1783 nt
Organism: Wyeomyia smithii (pitcher-plant mosquito)
Lineage: Eukaryota; Metazoa; Arthropoda; Insecta; Diptera; Culicidae
Gene: Sgf29
Product: SAGA-associated factor 29
Exons: 2
Coding region: 182-1054 (290 amino acids)
Cellular component (GO): SAGA complex
Source: RefSeq, a predicted model, not a curated record
UCAUGAGUUAUUAUUUACGAGCGUGUGUAGCAUCCCUGUUGUCAUCAAUGAACGUUUUAUUUCAUUCAAUUCAUGCCUGACGCGACAUUGUUUAAAACUCAUUUAGUGGAUUCUGCAACUUUUUAAAAUAGGUUUCAUGGAAUAAUACGGUCAAAAUUAAUAAAUCAAGCUACAGAUAAAGAUGCCAUUAACAGCAGAACAAGCGAUGCUUCAAGUCCAGGAGCGCCUUCGUUCCUUAAAAUCACUGAUCGUUGAAAUCGAAAAUGAGCGCAAAAGAAACGAACCGAAUAUAGUAAACACGAUACGCUUAGCUAAAAUGUCCAGUGAUGAAAAAUCUUGUUCCUUAAAUCAUAAACUUAAAUCGGUUUAUAAAAUUGGGCUACAGGAUGCAAUUCAAGAAGAAAACCUAAUUCGGCAAGCAUUGCAAAAAAUUCAGGAUAUAAGAAACAUACGCAAUGAGCGUAGAAUUCAAGCCCGAAACGCAGGAAAUAAGGAAACUAUUAGAAGAGGAGCACUAAUGAAAAUGUUACAGAUUUCAGCUCAGACACUUCCUUUAUUUGUCAGUAAACCUCUUGAAAAAACACCUGCGUUGUGUGGAAGUAUACCUGCAGAUAAUAACUACGUAGCAAAACCUGGCGAUAUGGUUGCAGCACUCGUUAAAGGUCUUGAAGAUGAAGAAAAUUGGAUUCUGGCUGAGGUCGUCCAAUACAUAUCAUCUGCCAAUAAAUACGAAGUUGAUGAUAUCGACGAAGAACAAAAGGACAGACAUAUUUUGAGCAAGCGUCGCAUUGUACCACUACCAUUGAUGAGAGCAAAUCCAGAAACAGAUGGGCAUGCCUUGUUUUCUAAGGGAACUACCGUGAUGGCUCUUUAUCCUCAAACCACAUGUUUUUAUAAAGCUGUGAUCAAUCAACUACCCCAAACAGCAAACGAGGAAUAUGAAGUUCUGUUCGAGGAUCCCACAUACGCAGACGGUUACUCGCCACCAUUGUAUGUUGCUCAACGAUAUGUAAUUGCCAUCAAACAAAACAAGAAGGUUGGUGCUAGUUCCUGACAGUCGUCAGUCCAGCAGACGUCGACUGCUACUAGCGUUACCAGUAUGUCUAUACCAUUAGCUGUUGGAAAAUCGAACAGUAUUCCGUCUACUGGAUUUCCAGCAGGUUCCGUAGGAACGCCUAGUGUUAACGACUAUAGUGGCAAUUUUGCAACGAGUGGCUGUUUAUUACCACCGAAGGAGGAGCACUUACUGGAACCAUUUAUGACAGAUGGUCAGUUUUAAAGACAUAUCGCAAAUAUCUAUGGAUCUACCGUUUAACUUUAACUACUAUAAUGACAUUAAAUAUGCUUAUUUUAGUCUCAUUCAUUACCAUGCCAAUUAAAAUAUCAAAAGAAAUCAUGUUUUCUAAUGGUUGAAUAACACAUCUAUAAAUACGUAAUACGUGUGUUUUUUUUUUCUCAUUUAUUUUCACAGCAAAGCAAUGAAAUGCUUGCAGGCCCUUUUCUUGUUUUCGUUCGAAUCCUAUUCGUGAAAAAUCGUUUUUAUAUUGUUUAUCGAAUCACUUCAAAUGAAUUUAUAUGACUCAAUAAAAAAUCGCAACGAUUUUUGAAUUCGUUCGUGUUCAUCUUUUCGUAUGAGUAUCGGACACAACCGAUCGAGGGUGCUACUCACGAAGACUUCUGGGCUAUAGUUCGAUCAUUCGUAGUUUUUGUCGUUUAGGUUUCAAUCAAUUGGGUUAAAAUUGAGAAUUAUUUGUAAUUAAUAAAAAAAUGUGAUUAAAACAGA